This is a messenger RNA of Mytilus trossulus (common blue mussel), 3289 nucleotides long. Its product is annotated as tyrosine aminotransferase-like. The transcript is spliced from 11 exons. Gene Ontology annotation, biological process: L-phenylalanine catabolic process; biosynthetic process; L-tyrosine catabolic process. Bases 165 to 1433 code for a protein of 422 amino acids. Gene Ontology annotation, molecular function: pyridoxal phosphate binding; L-tyrosine:2-oxoglutarate transaminase activity. Lineage: Eukaryota; Metazoa; Mollusca; Bivalvia; Mytilida; Mytilidae. The record is from RefSeq and is a predicted model, not a curated record.
CCCACUUUUUAAUCCAAUCAUACUUUGUUUACAACGAAGAAGGUCAAGGUAAAGUCAUCUACGUCUACAAAAACUACACAAAUAACUUACAAGCAAAACUAAACAGAAUAGUUCACAGACAACAAGACUUAAAAGUAUUGAAUUUAAUAAUCUCAGUAAAAAGAAUGGAACCUCAAGUAAAACGUAUGAAGACUUGGCAUGCAGUACCAAUGUCAGAAAUGGCAAGGGACACAUUUAAUCCAAUCAGGAGUAUUGUGGACGGAAUGAAAAUUACCCCCAAUCCCAAGAAACCAAUGAUAGCCUUAUCUAUAGGUGAUCCUACAGUAUUUGGAAACUUGCCAAUUCCAGAAGAAAUAGACGAGGCUGUAAUUGAUAAAAUUAGAUCACACAAAUACAACGGUUACAACCCAUCUAUAGGAUAUGAAGAAGCUAGACAAGCGGUAGCUGACUACACAUCUACCCAUGAUGCACCUGUUACAUCUAAGGAUGUGAUACUGACCAAUGGUUGUUCCAGUGCCUUAGACUUGUGUAUAACAGUUCUGGCUAGUCGUGGACAGAAUAUUCUCAUACCUAGACCCGGAUUCUCAAUCUACAAAACUCUUGGAGAAUCUCUUGGUAUUGAAGUCAGAUUCUAUGAUCUAUUGCCUGAGAAGUCAUGGGAAGUGGACCUCAAACACAUGGAAUCUCAGAUGGAUGAGAAUACAGCAGCAGUUAUUGUAAACAGUCCAUCCAAUCCAUGUGGUUCUGUCUACAGCAGACGACACAUAGAGGACAUCUUAGAAGUUCUAGAGAGAAACAGAAUACCUAUGAUUGCUGAUGAUAUCUAUGAACAUUUUGUAUUUUCUGAGAACAAGUACCAUUCCAUGGCAUCUGUAUCAAAAACAGUGCCCAUCUUAUCCUGCAGUGGUCUUACUAAAAGAUUUCUCGUCCCAGGAUGGAGGAUGGGUUGGAUUGUUGUACACGAUAGAUCUAACGCAUUUAAUGAGAUCAGAAAAGGACUGAAUUCGUUGUCACAGAGAAUUUUAGGUCCAAACUCCCUGGUCCAGUCUGCAUUGAAAGAUAUCUUGAAAAACACUCCAAAGAGUUUCUAUGCAGAAACCCUGGAAUAUAUAGAAGAUAAUGCCAAACUAUUCUACAAGCUUAUAUCAGAGAUACCUGGAUUAAAACCAGUCAAACCUCAGGGAGCUAUGUAUAUGAUGGUUGGAAUUGAUACCAAAAAUUUUCAAAAUAUAAAAGAUGAUGUGGAUUUUACAGAAAAGCUUGUUUCUGAACAAAGUGUGUUCUGUUUACCAGCCAAAUGUUUCCAGUAUCCAAACUUUUUCCGUAUUGUGUUAACUAUACCAAAAGAAAAAGUUGAAACAGCUUGUGAAAGAAUUAAAGAGUUCUGUGACCUACAUUACAAUGGUGACAGCCAAGCCGAUAUUUCCCGUUGAUAUUUGACUGUGAUAAUACUGUGAUAGAGUUAUAUUAAAUCAAAGGACCACUUUGAUUGGUAUGGUACCAUGAUGCAGAGUGCAGCUAACUUUUAUAAUUAACAGUAUUUUUGAAUUUUCAUGACAUAGGAAGGAGUUUUAACAAUGUUCUCUGAUAUUACAUUUUUUUUGUAUAUUCUUGUUGAUUAUACAUAUAUUUGGACAUUUUCUUAUGAUAAAUUUUGCUUGAAUAUUCAUUAUUUCUUUGAAUUAAAUAGUUAAAGUUACUGACACCAGUGAUUCUUGAAUGUCUAUAGCUAACUCACUUUUGCUAUCAUUUCAUAAAAGUCAUUUUGUAAUAUUCAGCAUUUACAAUGAUUGAUAUAAGUACAAAUGGACUGAAUUAGCCUUUGAGAAAUUUUGCUGCGAUUUUGUGUUAUGAAUAUCCCCAUCAUGAUGCAGUAAUUCAUGUCCAUGUUCCUAUCAUAAAUGAUAAAAAUAACUUUGCAGUAAAAAUUCAGCUGUUUCAAAUAAUUAAAUUCAAAGAAUAAUUUAGAUGUCCUCAAUUGGCAGUGAUAGCUAUAUAAAGGUGACUACUAGGGCAGGUUGGCAUUUGAUUUUGCACUGCCUUUGUGAGACAUUUAUCAAGAAGCAUCAGAAGCAGGAUUCUAGUCAUUAUAUAUAGAUUUAUAAAUAUGAUUUUUAUGACUUUCAAAAAUAGAAUGACCCGACAAAUUCAAGAGAUUUAUUUGUAUAGCUUUACUUGACUUAUUUGGAUUUGCUCAUAAUAUCCCCUCAUUGCAUCUUAAUGUAUAUAAAGUAAAUAAUUAAAGUCAAAGGGUACAUGUUUGUUUACUAUUCAUUGUGCCAAGAAUGUAUUUUAAAGUAUUGUACAUAUUAAAUUGUAAUAAUUUAUGUUUAUCUCCGGUUUUCUGUUUUGAUAUUUGAUAUUUUAGCAGCUAUUUAAAUAUCUCGUUCAGCUAGGUAAAUUACACAUUGUAUUUUAUUAAGGUAUUGACCAACUCUCUGGAUAUUGAAUCUCAUAAGGUGAAAAAUUCAGUUCGAUUAAUGUACAAAUCCUGUGUCUCAGCUUCACUUACUAGAAUCUGACAACACUCAGUUCUAUCUGUUCUGGUGAUAUUUAGACCCAUGAAAUUUCAGCUUUCACAUUUUUGAAGGUGUGUAUCAUUAAGCCAAAGCAAUAGAAUAAUGAAAGAUCUCUAAAACGGGUAGUAAAAUCGAGUGUUGUCAGAUCUGUGAAGCUUGGACACAGAAUCUAUUUAAAUGAGUUGAACCUCACUAUAUGACCAAAGAUUUUAGGAUUGUUUGUUUUUAUUUUUACAUAUUUUUUCUUUGUUUGUUAUUUACUUUUGUUUUGAGAUAUUUCUUGUAUAUUUCUAUUUGAAACAUUUUGCAUGACUUUUUUUUCGAUUUGGGAAAUAGCUUAUUUAUAUAUGUAUACAAUAGAUGAGAUAUAUUUGUGCAUUUAUACAAUCUAUUAAUAUAAAACUUCGUCGGAACUAUUUUUUCUUCUGUAUAUGAAUUAACUGAGUGUUUUUAAAUAUGCGUAUUGCACUGUUGAUACCCAAUGUGAUCUAGAUUUAGUAAUAUUUGUUAAAAUUUGAAAAAUUAUAAGCAUGCUUUUGAACUGGAUAAUGGGUAUACGAUCAAAUGUGUUGUACAAAGCCUAUGCUGUACAAUUUUUGAUAAGCAUCUUAAUCAGAUAUUCCAGAUAUUAGUUAUUCAGGGUUUGCUCCUAAUGGUUGCACACGGACAAUCUAUAAUCUUUAUAUAGAAUGUACAGACAAAAUUAUUAUUAAUUCUUAAUGUUAUUGUCUUGAAACAUGUACCGGUUAGACAAAUAAAAGUUGAGUUUG